AUGAACAAUUCGACACCAUUCUGGGAGCCGGACUGGAAGCGGGUCCAGGCCCCACUCUCUGCGCUCCGUCGCCAACUUGCAUCGUUCCCCUCCCCACCUCUCCGCAUCAUGAAAGUCAGUCAGUUAGAUGCCGAACUGCUCGAUGAGGAGCUGCUCGAGACCAUGAAGGAACAACUCUGGAGUGCAUUCUCGCUUUUCAAGCCGACCCUCAAGGAAAAGUUCAAGCCCGAGCUGGUCUUGGCGCUGAACUUGAUCAUGUACAAGUUUUCGAUCUACGACAUGGGCGCUACCUAUGGUUCUCAGCUGCAAAACUUGACCUACAGAAACGAACGGAAACACAGCGGAGGCCUUCAAUCCACUGCUACUGAUGCGCCCUUGACCAAGACGCAAAAGAUCACGUACGGCGUAAUUACGGUUGGCGGACAGUACAUCAUGGAGCGUUUGAAUCGCGUCGUGACAGCGCAAGGAUGGGGAGAACUGCCAGAGGACAAUAUCAAGAGGAAAGCAUGGAACUUGUUGCAGAAAAGCGGGAGCGUCUUCCGGAUAGCCUCCUUGCUCAACUUUUUGGCCUUUUUAUAUGCUGGAAAGUAUCGGUCUGUUUUGGAGCGUCUUCUUUCGAUGCGACUUGUCUAUGCUGACCGCAACUCAAACCGCCAAGCUAGCUUUGAGUUUUUGAAUCGCCAGAUGGUCUGGCAUGCUUUUACAGUAAGAGGCUGA
Messenger RNA from Gamsiella multidivaricata, 717 nucleotides. Its product is annotated as Pex12 amino terminal region-domain-containing protein. Gene Ontology annotation, cellular component: peroxisomal membrane. Gene Ontology annotation, biological process: protein import into peroxisome matrix. The transcript is spliced from 4 exons. Bases 1 to 717 code for a protein of 238 amino acids. Lineage: Eukaryota; Fungi; Mortierellomycota; Mortierellomycetes; Mortierellales; Mortierellaceae. Gene Ontology annotation, molecular function: zinc ion binding. The record is from RefSeq and is a predicted model, not a curated record.